AUGUCUUCGGCCCACUACGACGGCCGUUACCACCACCACCAGCGGCCGGACCAUGAUUCGUACUACUCGAGGCAUGAACGGCCCGUCGCCACUGCCCGCCGCGAGGAGCUAGCCAUGAGGGACAGUCCCAGUAGCUACUCUCCCGCCGACUACUCCUACGAGCCCCGCGCCCCUACGCUACCCAGGCGCUCUGCUGCCCCUCCACAGUACCCCUCGCACCCGUCGUCGCGCUACGCUCGCAAGCAGACAUGGCCGCCGUCGCCGAGCGUCGAGGACGAGACGGCCGCGCUGACGAAGGAGGUGGUGUCGCAGGCCGGAGCAGGACAAGGCGCCGACGGUGAGCCGCCAGCUCACUCGAGAGGGUCUGUUGAUCAAGAGGCGCUGCUCGAGGACAUGGAAGACCCAGACGACCGUCGCUAUGUGCUGGUGUCGGACCCCAGCAUCAUCACUCCUACCGACCACCGCCGCAGGAGCUUCGCAGAGCGCGGCAACAUGGCACACAUCAAGACAGACGUAGCGGACCCGCCCAUGUUCACCGAGCGCGUCUCGACGCCCUAUGCCUACACCAAACCCCAGAGAGAAUCGAUUGCUCCCUCACGCGCAGACUUCCCGUCGCCAGACACUCUUACCCCGAUCAGCGCACGAACACCUAGAACCAUCCCAGGUCAUGAGAGCCGCCACUCGCAACGAGACCAGAAUGCGAGGCCACCAAGACCCUCGUCCAGCUAUGGCCGACAGGACUCCUACCCGAGGCCUUCCCCGACCGCCAGGGACGAUGUCUUCGACGAUUCAGACAUGGACGCCGACGACACAACGCACUUGCGUACUACAGAAAGGAAACCUGCAAGAUACAGCUUCGUCAAGAGCGAUUUGCAAAAGGACGACCUGAGAACAGACCUACGCGACAAUCACUCCAGGCCUCCAUCCCGUCGAUGCGACCACCAAGAACGAGCGCCGCCCGCUCUCCGCAAGGAUGAAUCAUCUGUCUCCCCGCUCAUCAUCAUCUUCACUCAACAACGGGACCAGGAAGUCAAGGCCGGCACCAGUGGACACGGGCUACUACAGCAGCUCGCGCGCACCUUCCCGGCCGAGCUCACCCCUCCAACGAGCCCCUUCGCCUAA
Parastagonospora nodorum SN15 is the source of this 1122-nucleotide messenger RNA. RefSeq lists its product as hypothetical. The transcript has 2 exons. The coding region runs from base 1 to 1122 and encodes 373 amino acids. Lineage: Eukaryota; Fungi; Ascomycota; Dothideomycetes; Pleosporales; Phaeosphaeriaceae. The record is from RefSeq and is a predicted model, not a curated record.